Messenger RNA from Myodes glareolus (Bank vole), 4927 nucleotides. RefSeq names its product Gfo/Idh/MocA-like oxidoreductase domain containing 1 (gene Gfod1). Lineage: Eukaryota; Metazoa; Chordata; Mammalia; Rodentia; Cricetidae. The record is from RefSeq and is a predicted model, not a curated record. Gene Ontology annotation, molecular function: nucleotide binding.
AGUAAAGAAGAUAAGAGACUGGGAACCGAAGCAGAGGGCAGGGAGUGCCCUAAGUCUCUGGAAACCAGACUCCACAGGCAGUGCGACGACCCCGUUCUGGGUGAGGUCGCCCGCCCGUGUUACAUGGGUCACAAGCAUGGCAUGGGAAACCGGUGGAGCUUGCGCAGCCAGAAUUGGCUUGGUUGGGCUUGGACUGGGCACAUUUAGGAGUCAAAACUCUAGGGAGUCAGGGCUGAGAUGCUGGUGUGUGGAUUCCGAUUCCAGGACUGUUGUUUAUGUGUGUUAUCUUGAGCAAAUCUCUUAACCUUCCCGUACCUCAUUUUCUAUAUCAGUGAAAUGGGUUUCCAACAACCCUAGGGUUAAGUGCCUGGAAACCUUCCCCCGCGCAGUACCCAUAUAGAAAAAUACUCGGGAAAGGAGGCAGUGAACCACGCUGCUCACACCUCGUGGGGUUCUUCGGCCUCCCCGGGGUCCCGGCGACAGCCAAUCUUUUUCAAAGGACCCGGUCCUAGCCCAUUAAGGGCGAGUCCCGCUUUCAUAUAUUUAUUUGCUUGCUUGGGCGGAGCUUGGAGCACAACAAGGAGGAGGCGGAGGCGGAGAGCGCAGAGAAAGGGAAGCCACCCCGGGGCAGCAGGCUAGCCAGGCGGGGCUGGGGAGGAGUCAAGCCGGGUUCCAGCCGCCCGGCGCUGCGCGCAACGAGAGCCUCGGGCGGCGGAGACAGGGGCGGGGGCGACGCUUGUCAGCCAAUGGUGCUCGGCGCUACCGCAAGGGCGGUGCAGGAACCCCAGCCGCUGACAGUCAAAGUAACCAACUCCGCCCUAGUACCCGCGGGAUCCCGGAGCCCGAGCCCUAGCGGGGCUGAGGCCGCCCAAAGCGCGCUGCGAGCAAGCGAAUAUGGCAGCAGAAUGAGGAGCCUUGCGCCGGGUGGUGGUCGCCGCUGCGGUGCUGCAGCUCGCAAUCCGCGUUUGGCACGCCACGAACAGCAUUCUUAGUCGGCCUCCGGGUUAUUUCAUUCCGCACCAAGGACCGCGGAAAAGGGAGAUCCGUAGCCCAGAGAGGGAGCUAGGAAGCGGGAGCGCGACCUGGGAGAGAUUCUGCGGGGAUGAGCCGGCCAUGGGGCGGCCUCGGCGGGGCGCACGGAGACGGCCGGCGCAUCGGCGGGACCGCUGCUUGAGCCCGGGCUCCACGGGACUUCGGGGCCUCGUGCGUCCCAGCGGAGUCCCUGACGCUGUCUCCGGGAAGGACACGAUACCUGCGUGGCGGACACUGCAGCGCUCACAGCACUGAGGCUCUCGGAGCCUACAGGGUCUGCGGUUCGGUGUGCUGUCACACCGCCGCACGCGGGCGCCUUGCCCGGGGCUCGGCUACUGGCGCAGCGCAGGGAGGUCGGCUGCAGGAGCCGGGGACUGCGGGACUAGCCGGAGAGGCGUGCGCGCGGGUGUUCGACUGGAGAUCCCGGCAGAAGCAGAGCCGGACGGACCUGAGCAGCCAUGCUUCCCGGGGUGGGCGUGUUCGGCACCAGCCUCACGGCCCGUGUCAUCAUCCCGCUGCUGAAAGAUGAGGGCUUCGCCGUGAAGGCACUGUGGGGCCGCACUCAGGAAGAAGCCGAGGAGCUGGCCAAGGAGAUGAGUGUUCCUUUCUACACUAGCCGCAUCGAUGAGGUGCUGCUGCAUCAGGAUGUAGAUUUGGUGUGCAUCAACCUGCCGCCGCCGCUCACCAGGCAAAUCGCUGUCAAAACCCUGGGCAUAGGCAAGAAUGUCAUUUGUGACCGCACCGCCACGCCGCUGGACGCCUUCCGCAUGAUGUCAGCAGCCCACUACUACCCCAAGCUCAUGAGCAUCAUGGGCAACGUGCUGCGCUUCCUGCCAGCCUUCGUCCGCAUGAAGCAGCUGAUCGAGGAGGGCUAUGUGGGCGAGCUGCUGGUGUGUGAGGUGCAGGUGCACAGCGGGAGCCUGCUGGGCAAGAAGUACAACUGGAGCUGCGACGACCUGAUGGGCGGCGGCGGCCUGCACUCCGUGGGCACCUACAUCAUCGACCUGCUCACCUUCCUCACUGGCCAGAAGGCGGUUAAAGUCCACGGGCUGCUCAAGACCUUUGUAAAGCAGACGGACCACAUCAAGGGUAUCCGUCAGAUUACCAGCGACGACUUUUGCACCUUCCAGAUGGUCCUGGAGGGUGGCGUGUGCUGCACCGUGACCCUGAACUUCAAUGUUCCUGGAGAGUUCAAGCAGGACGUGACCGUGGUGGGCUCUGCAGGGCGGCUCCUGGCAGUGGGCACCGACCUCUAUGGGCAGCGCAAUAGCGCCCCGGAGCAGGAGCUGCUGUUGCAGGACACUACAUCCGUGAGCAACUCCCUGCUGCCCGAGAAGGCAUUCAGUGACAUUCCCUCGCCCUAUCUGCGGGGCACCAUGAAGAUGAUGCAGGCAGUGCGCCAGGCUUUCCAGGAUCAGGAUGACCGGCGCACGUGGGAUGGCCGGCCUCUCACCAUGGCCGCCACUUUCGACGACUGCCUGUAUGCGCUCUGCGUGGUAGACACCAUCAAGAGGUCCAGCCAGACUGGAGAGUGGCAGAACAUUGCCAUCAUGACCGAGGAGCCAGAGCUGAGCCCCGCCUACCUGAUCAGCGAGGCCAUGCGCAGAAGCAGAAUGUCCCUCUACUGUUAGCACUGGGACCUAGUGAACUCGACCUGCUGCAUGGUGCCAGUUAGGGGGAAAUGCACUGUGGAGAGGGUAGCCGUGGGUGGGGAUUGUGGGAGGGGCAGCAUGAAUGCGCAGCACUUAAGAAGGUAGUCCCCAUCCUAGGUAGAGGGCCCCAGUCAAGGUGGUGGUGACCCCAAGAUUUCGUAUUCAGGAAGGCGUGUGAAAGGAAGGGGGUAUAACUAGCACCUCUGUCCAUUACUGUGAGAAGCAAGGAGGGGCCGCUCCCACCCUACCUCAUCCAUCCAUGUCGGCCAUCUUUGCAAGCCAAGGCUGUGGGAGCUAGGCUCUCUGUCAGCGCCCCCCACUGGCAGGAGAGGGCACUUCAUCAAAUGUCUUCAAGGUUUUUUUUGGGGGGGGGGUGUAGGGAGGUAGAGGAGGUGGGUGGGGCUGGUGAGAAAGUUGUCAUUGGGGAAGCCACUGUGUGUUUUACUUUAAGGAUGUGAAGGAAAAGUACUUGGUAGCAAAGUGCUCAGUUUCCUUGGUUGCCUUGUGUCCUAGGAAGCAUUAGGGCCUAACCGGCUCAAUGCUGUUUACUUGGUAAAGGGCGUCUGUAACGGAGAGCAAGCAAGUGGUAAUCUGAACCCCUGAGGUGACCAAGACCACAGACAGGCUUAAGGAGCCCCUUCAGAAGGGGGUGGAGCUAGCAUGAGUGGCAGUCAACCCGUCCUGCCACAAGACUCUCUAGGCAGUGCGAAGAAUGCCACACAUAGCACGGGCUUGACUGUAGCAGCCUGCCUGGGUCAGGGCAGCUACAUUCCUGGGUGUUACAGUAUGAGCUCUCCAAAAGAAGGGAUCACAAGCCCAGCCCCAGAGUUGCUGUAAGCCCAGCCGCCAAGCGGAGGAAAGACAUUAGACAUUUGUGAGUUUAGAUAGGAAGCCAUGCGCCUCACACCCAUAGAAUCCUUUUCCCUUAAGAGUCGGGCUCUUUCCCUUACCCUUGGCCUUGGUUUUCAGGAUUCCGAUAGCUGGAAACUUUUGACUAGGUAUUAAGACAAAAAGUCAACAAGGAUCAUAUUCUCAGUGUUUCUAGAAUGGGGCUUGAGAUCCCCAAGAGGGGGUAUACAUAGGUGGAGAAGGUUCACAUUGUGUGUGUGGGGGAAUCUUCCUCUCCAAAUCCCCUUGUCCUUUUACCCUCCGUGAGAAACUAGAGAUGACCAAGUACUGGCUUAGAAAUAGGCAGAGUCCAAGCCUACAGACACACCCUUGUAAAUGUUCGCUAUCCUCAAAUAUCACUAAAGCAGUCCUUAAAAUUUGAGUCCGGUCUUGAAAGAAAGGUCAGUCACAUCCAGUUUGAAAACAGGGACUUGUCUUUUUCUCGGUUGACCUCGCUAAUGUUCACCCAGCGUGGGGAAGUUUUGAGGCUGGAUGUGUAGACUGGUUCUUGGAACAAUCAGUACUCCUUCUUGGUAAUAAUUCCUGGGCACCGCCAUACUGGAAGCCACACACCAGUGGAAUGGCGGUCAUUUUUUAGCAGGAAGGAGCGGGUGUUGCCUUGGUAGGGAAACCUCCUGCAAUAUGAUAAAGUUGGUCAGCUGAAACUGGGAGUCUGUGUGCAGGGCCACAUUAUAGACUUUUAGGGGGGUUCCUGCUUUCAUAAAUUGCUCUCUAGGAAGUAAUUUCCCCCCAUCUACCUUGAACAACUGUGAUUGAAGGUAAAAUCAGGGGCAUGGUAGAUGACUCCAUGGAGUUCAUUUUUCCAAGUCAUUUAUCUAAGUAGAUGUUCUUGAGAGUUCAAUUUGUUUCUCUCCUUCCUUCCCCCAUGAUUUUGGAGGCUUUCCCUCCAAAGACCCCUGAUCUCUGUAAUAAACAUGCCGGGUCUAAAACUAGAACUCAUUUGAGGCUAGGGGCUGCAGAAAGAAUAUGCGUUCUUUGAAGGCAGCAUGGGAAAGUAGGAAGCAGACUGAAAUUGUUUCUCCUGGAAGGCAUGUGGUAGAGGUGGAAACAGGAGGGAGAGGCAGGCAGGCAGGGGCUUCUCUGAAUCUGAACGACAACAGAUGGUUUCAGGGGCUUCUGAAGUGUUCCUUCGGCCCUUGGGGUCCCACGUGCUGAUUCUUGAUCGGCUGCAGCAAUGUAAGGCUGGAAUCCCAAGCUUUUCACAACAUUCUGCAAACAGACUUUGAUCUAAGUCUUGGCAGCAACCCAGCCACUCCUAAUUUCUUUUACAUGGUUUAAAGGCUUGAUGGAAUGGAAGCUGUUUGGGGCUUUUUUAUUCAUUUCUCCCUUUCCUU